GUUAAAUUCAAACCCAGCACGUUCAAAGUUAACCAGAUCUUUCAUCCCCAUUCUUCAGUCGGUUUAAAUGCAUAGAGUUGCUGCCAUUUGACUGAUUGACUGGGGGAAAAAAAAAUUAGUCUGCACAUGUUUUCAACUGUCUGGGAGCUUGCUCUGUUCCUUAAGGGGCUGAAAUGCAGGAGGAUCAUGCAAAAGCACAGCUUCUGUGGGGAAAAAUCCACUCUCAACCUGAGCAUUUGAAGCUUAUCUGCUCAGAACAAAGUUGCACAAAUCUUUUUGGUGGUGCAGCAUUUUUAAACAAGAUGACCUUCUGAAAAGUAAAGGUUCUGUUUUUGCUAAGGAUAUCACAGUGACGUUGCUGUGUUAGGGAUUCCUGUCAAGAACAUUUAGGCUUGUUUAUAAAAUGACCUCAUUGGUUUUAAAGAUAAAGAUGCAGUAGCUGAUGAGAAAUUAUCAACACACUGCCUGCUUCAGUGAGUUGCUUUCUAUAUAAUUAAAGAUAACUGUGCUGUGUUUUAAUUUAUUACUCUUGAUGUGCUUUAAAAGCUAAGCGUAGGGCAUAAAAUCCUAUGAAGAUGCACUUUAUUUACACUUCAUUUCUCAAUAUAAAAGAGCAGAAGUAAUCAGGCAGUUUUCACCACAAGUAUUUUAUAGACCCUGCAUACCACAUUAUUUAUCUAUCUAUUGGAUACAGAGGACCAAUAUAUGUCUAGAAACAGAGCAUUACUGGAAACCAGUAUAAUAACUAAUCACUUGUGAUGCCUAAAUAGGAUCAAGUGAUUAAAAUAUAGCAUUGAGAAGCUAAUAAAUAACAAAUUGUAUUUCUAUUUUCAGUGACCUAUAGUUUAAUCGAGCUUUAUAAGACUGCAUGCAUCAUGUAUGCAUUUAAAGUACCCUUUGAACUACCAAAAGUGCAGUAUGUACAGGCUCAAGACACAGAAAUGUUUUCUUUACAAGCAAACAUACACCCACUUUGCAUCACACCCUGCUGGUUCCGUACUCGUUCGACAGGUUUUCUCGUCAGCACAAACAACGCCACACCCUCGCAGUUCUCUCACCUCCACUGUCCAGGUGCAGGGAUCACAGAGAGGGGUGGGGGAGGCAAAGGGGAGGAAGGAGGAGGGUCAUUAUCCCCUUUGAGGGUGGAGCAAAAGGGGAGGCGAAGAAAGCGGAUGAAGCAUUUGAAGCUCAUAUUGACAUGUGGCUCUGUAGGCUCCUGUGUGCACAGCCAUGGAUGGUGUGUUGGAAGGCGCGGCUGUGUUGUGUGCAUGUAAACUGGCCUGCAGUCUACUCUUCCUGCCGUCAUUGGCCGACUCCUACAGUGCUGUCAGUUUCUGCUGCUGCUGCCUCCUCGUCUUCACAGACUUCCUGGUCACAGUUUUUCUGAGUUGCCUUUGCAUCUUUGACUCUUGGCUGACUGACUUGACUCCAUCAGGGGAUUUUAUUGCCCUGCGCUUCCUGCUCUUUCUCAGCCAAACCUAUGGAGCGGUGCUGCUGCUGACCGCACCUCUGAUCGCUGUGGAGACUGUGAUCAGACUCCUGUGGCCUUGUGUUGUCGUCCCUCUCAGGACAGCGAGGCGGACAGCAGGCUCUGAUGGACAGUGUUGUGAUGGGAAAGAGGAGGAAGAGGAAGACAGCAGCGGCUCAGAUGAAGACAUACGGUCUCAUGUUGUCGGCUACCUCUGCUGCCUGUCAGUGUGGGUCAUUGUCGCCCUCAAUGUCAGGGGGCAAUGGAAGCUGGAGGAAGUGUGGGCUGCUGCCUGUCUCCACACAAAUAGCUCCCUUGUCAGAUGUCUGCCCAGCCUCUUCAGCCCCAUUCCUAGCGGCAUAAAUCUCUGCUGGUCCAUGGGCUUCUUCCUCCUUCUGCUCCUGCUGACCACGAGCAGCACAGGCCUUCAAAGGAGACGCCAAGGCCAUUCGCUGAUGUUCAGAGUCUUCAAUAAAGGCGACUGUCACUGCCAAGAACUCAUUCCAGAGUCGUCUGCACCCCUCAAGCCUGUAAAACCAGGGAUGUUGGUGUCUGAGCCAGCACAGCAUGUUGACCCAGAGAAAACAGAGAGCAGCUGUACUGUUCAUACAGCCUGGAACAGCUGGCAGAUGUUGACAUGCAACCAUGGAGACUUUGUCCUUAUUUCCCCAAUGUGUUUGUCUGGAAAGAAGGGAAGUCAGGAGCAAGAAAUGGCAAGGAGAGAUGUAUCUGUGGCAUUUAUCACAGAGGAAAACAUGGACUCACAGUGCAGGAGCUGGUGUGGGUGGCGACAGUGGGGUUUUCCCAGCCUCGGGGUGAAUGUAAUGAUAGGGUUGGUAUGUGUGCUCUCCAUAUUUGCGCUGCCUCUCAACCUAAGCGUGAAUGUUGUUCUCGUCAGGACUAUUGAGACUCUGCUGGAGCUGUGUAUCAAAUCUGUACUUUCAUCAAACAUAGCGGCAAACACAAGAGACACGUCUACCUCUGGUGAUGAAACACUCAUUUAACGCCAAACAAAUGGGGAGAGAAAGUGGAACCUGAUUGGUCGCCGUUUGCAACACAGUCAUCAGAUUACAGCUGGCUUGGCUGUUAACACUGGCUUGAAUAGAGCACAAAUGCACAUUUGCGUGCAGCUAUUCACAUGUGAGGAGUAAUAUGUGGAAACUGCUGAUAGCUGUUGAGGAGGCAGGUUGAGGCGUGCUUGGUAGAAAGACACUAAAAACCUCGACUGGAACAGAUGGCUGGAAGGCCUCUCCUUACUAUUCAGAGCUUUGGGAUCUGCCACUAUUUGUCAUUACCCAGUGGGUUACAAAACAAGCCACUCCAGUAUAAAUAAGACUAAUACAGGCGCAAACACUGUUUUGAAAGUUAUGAACGGGAUGAAUUAAUAUGAGUCUCCUGAUGCUCCAUCACAUAAUGCUUGUUUAAAGCUGCAUAUAAAUAAAUGCUGAGUGACUGCAGGGCA
This is a messenger RNA of Haplochromis burtoni (Burton's mouthbrooder), 2930 nucleotides long. RefSeq lists its product as uncharacterized. The record is from RefSeq and is a predicted model, not a curated record. Lineage: Eukaryota; Metazoa; Chordata; Actinopteri; Cichliformes; Cichlidae. The transcript has 3 exons. The coding region runs from base 1231 to 2472 and encodes 413 amino acids.